Messenger RNA from Ostrinia furnacalis (Asian corn borer), 1903 nucleotides. RefSeq names its product 3-hydroxyacyl-CoA dehydratase 1 (gene Hacd1). Gene Ontology annotation, cellular component: endoplasmic reticulum membrane. The transcript is spliced from 6 exons. Gene Ontology annotation, molecular function: 3-hydroxyacyl-CoA dehydratase activity. Gene Ontology annotation, biological process: sphingolipid biosynthetic process; very long-chain fatty acid biosynthetic process; fatty acid elongation. The record is from RefSeq and is a predicted model, not a curated record. Lineage: Eukaryota; Metazoa; Arthropoda; Insecta; Lepidoptera; Crambidae. The coding region runs from base 143 to 844 and encodes 233 amino acids.
UGGCCGAAGCAAGCAGCGCCAAGCGCUGUUUAGGUGUUUAUCGCACACAGGCUGACGUACGCAAGGUCGAGUUGUAACUUUGCUUAUUUUUAUAAUUUAUGUUGUUUUCAAAUACGUUGUAAAAAAAUCACCAAGAGCCACUAUGUCGGAAAAAACUGCAAAGAAAACAGUUAGGCGUUCAGGACCUUCGGCAAUUGGAAAAUCAUAUCUACUGGCGUACAAUUUUUUACAAACUUUAGGAUGGUCCUAUUUAUUAUGGCAGUCCCUCGUAUACUUCCUGAACCGUGGGACCUUAGACGCUUAUUGGGACGAGAUCAAAUGGACGUUAUAUAUAUUCCAGGGAGGUGCCAUUUUGGAGAUACUUCACUCGCUACUGGGCCUAGUUUCGUCUGGCAUCCUGGUGGUGACGAUGCAGGUGCACUCGAGGGUGUUCCUGGUGUUCGCUAUCCUGAUGGCGUUACACAGUGCCACUGUCAGUCCCGGCCUGCCGCUCUGUAUUCUGGCCUGGUCCAUCACUGAAAUAGUGCGUUAUGCGUUCUACGGACUGAAUCUCAUCAACGCCGUCCCACAAACGCUCUCGUAUUUAAGAUACUCAACGUUUUUGAUACUGUAUCCACUCGGCGUGACCGGAGAAAUUCUCUGUAUGUAUCAUUCGCUGGAUGAAAUCGUUGAAAAGAAAUUGUACACUGUUUCAUUCCCCAACGACUGGAAUGUUGCAUUCAAUUUCUACUAUUUCAUGUACUUCUACAUGUUUAUGUAUUUCCCACUGUUCCCGUACCUCUUCGGGCAUAUGUUGAAACAGAGGAGAAAAGUGUUGGGUGAUGACACAAAGAAAACAAAGUAGUUGAGAGAUUUGUUAUCUUUUUUCUUUAAAUGGGACAUAUUUUGCACAUCUCACUACUCAAUUACCUUAACUUGACAAUAGGAUCAUGUAAACAUGCUCAUUUAGUACUUUUAAGAACCUAUUACUUCUUGAAAUCUAUAAUUUCUUCUUUAUUUCUAAAUCUUUAAUCCUGAAAAAGUCAGUUUUCCUUCGGUCCAAAAAUAAAAUCAAAAUGAAUGACACUUCUUCACCGAAAUAUUCCGGACAAUCUUAAGAUAUUAACCACUUUUGGAUGUCUCGAGUCUCCGUAAAUUAAUUACGAAUAAAACAGUCGACCCUUGCCAGACUUUGUACAUUUAAUGUGAAUCUUACGGCUUUUAAUUAAAGUACAAUGAAAUAGUUCAAUGUAUCUCUUAACCCUCUGGUACAUAUAAGGAUUUUUUGUUUUGAACCUUAUGUUACUAAGGUUCAAAAUAAGGUGGCAUCAAUUCUGCCACUACCAGGUAGUGUUUGUAAGGUGUAAAAAGUUAUGUACCUAAUACCUAACGGUGAAUAUACAUUGUUUUAAUUUUAAAUGACAAUGCAAGACCAAAUGUGAUGUCAUCAGUUUUAUAUAGACUAGAAUGUUUUUUCCGUUCGAAUAAAUUAUCAUACUUAAUUAAGUGUAUUAAAUUAACUUGUAAAAACGGGGUACUUAGGUCGAUUUUAACAGAUAAGUUCGAAUCUAUUUAAGUUUACGUUCACUUUUUACUAUGCUUUUUAGAACAUUAACUUACCUACAUCUUUUUUUCUCAUGGGUCUUUUAUUUAACAAUGUACAAAUAAUUUUAUUUAAAGAGGUAUGAUUUAUUUAUUUUUCGAACUGGUAACAUAGCAUUUAAUACUCAUACUGGAAUUGAAUAAAAGUGCACUUUGUCGUAAUUAUUUAUUUGGUGCUCAAAGCACAACUAAGUAAUGUAAGUCGGUAGCUAAUGUUUACAACUGAAUCGUUUAGUGUAAUGAACUGUAAUGUAUGCUUAUUUAUUUGGAGGUCGGUUGGGUUAUGGGCAAUGGCAAUUCUGAAUAAAUUGUAUGGAAAUAA